AUGGUCGAAAAAUCAGUCCACAAGCACGUGAGAUAUGACAAACAUAUUUCAGCGCUUGCAGCUUUUUAUGCCGCUCAGGCAGCCAGUGCCUCAUCAUCGAGGCUCGAGACGGUGAUUAGCCCUUCAAUUGGCGGUACUGGAGAUGAUCCGUUGCAAGCAGCCGAGGCGGAGGUUUACGAGGACGCUCAGACAUCUGCGGCAUGGUGUCGAUGGGAAGGCCUCGAGACCGAACAUGAGGAUCAAGCUGUUGCGGGCGUAACGGACGGCAGCGAGGAUGAACUCAACUAUUCAUCUGAGUCUUUUGCGGGAUCAGCUCGGUCUGGAUAUGUGUCGGACUCGGAAAUGUCGGCUUACGACUCCAACAACGAGGCUGAUGAUGAAGAAUGGGACUUGCCCAACAACCGAAGUGAAGCCGAACUGGAUGAAUCAUACAGGGUCGGUCACAACAAUGAACCUGGCCGUCCCCGUCACUCUCGCCAAGGAGACAACCCAUGGUGGCCAUAUAAGAGCAAAGAGUAUUUGGUUGCAUCCCUCUUGAUUGGUUACACUCACCACAUCGUUUCUCGAGCUUUGUAUGCACAUAUUCGACUGCUCUUCAAAUUCUACGAUAUUAUUCUACCUGACUGGACGACCAUUCGACGCGAGAAGAAAAAAAAGCGCACCUUGCUUGAUUUCGAAGUGUUGCCCAGUGUUUCUAUAUUUAGCACCCCCACCUACCGCUUAAGCCUUCCAAGGGUACUUGCCCAAGAAGUUGCGAAUCCUCAAGUCAGCCCAGUAAUUGAUUACUAUCCGCAACAGGCGAAUGGUCAAAAUAUUUAUAAACUUUCUCAAUCCGCAAAGUGGCUCUCCGAGUUGGAACCCACGUGCAGGGCACCAAUGUACCGAUCAUCAGGUGUUGAUUGGUAUUUGUAUGAGCCGGUACAGAUGAAGAAUGAUGAAGUCUUAAUUCCUGUGUUCUUUUUUCAAAUGGACGGUGAAAUGUACUCCAAGUGUGCGGUGCCUGAUUAUCAGCCUGUCGGUGAUGGGAACCAGCUCCGGAUGACGUUCCCGGGAGGGAUUCCUUUUGGUUGUGAAAGGCUGAGAACUGUCAAGGUGUCUGACUUUGAUUAUAACUAUCUUGAGAUUACAGACGCAGAAGGCCAACUGCUGGCCACUCGCUGUUGGGACUCAAUCUAUGGUGAGGGUAUAAUUGUGUAUCUUCAUUCCGGUUUGCAUGAACUGAGAAGUUUGGGCUAUGACUGUUCAGAAUUAGGAGAAAAUCAAACCACGUGGCAUCAUCUGCCCAACCCAUGGCGUGCAAAGGCAAACGGCCGAGUGAUAAGGCAUAUGCCAAUCAACCUGUAUUCCGAUGACACCUCUGGAAACCAAUCGAAGCGUUGGAACAAACACAUAUCCUAUUAUUUCACAUUGUCGGGGCUCCCGCCGAGUCGGACCAACCAAAAUUACAAUUGUCACUUUCUUACCACUUCGAAUAUUGCUGGAGCCAUGGAGCUGGCUGCACCAAUAGUCUCUGACCUUCGGAUGCUUGCUUUGGAGGGUUAUCCAGCUUUUGACUGCACUAUCCAGGAAGAGGUCCUUGUUGUAUCGAACAUCUUGUGCUUUCUGGGGGACUCGCCGAUGCACGCUGAGAUCACGAGCACACCUAAUCCUGGUAAUUCCCUCCACCCAUGCAGGGCAUGUGCUUUGUCAGCAGCCAGUGUCAAAGCAAAGGCAACACUUGAUUAUGUCCGCUUUUUCUUCAUGAUAGGCCCUACAGGUUCUUGGGUUAAGCAUCCACCACGCUUGUGGGAGCAGAUCAAAACUCAGUGCUACAAUGUGUGGACCAUGGCUAAGAAACCGAGGACCAAGACGGCCGUUGGAAAUAGCUCAUCUACGCAUGGGGUGAAGGAUAUGAUCAACAGAGCUGUUAUUGACCAGAGAUAUGAAGUGCUUGAAUUGGGACCGGAUGCAACUGCUACUCAGAAGCGUUUCUUGGAGGAGAUCAAAGAGCUUGAUCGGUCUAAUCCAGAACGACUGUUAAAUCCUUACUUUGAGGCCCCAGGUUUUGAUGGAUGUCGUGACACCCCUGUUGAGAUCCUUCAUGUGUUUCUUCUGGGGGUAGUAAAAUACAUGGUCCGCGACUUCAUGCGUCGCCUGUCAGCCGAGGAUAAACUACACGUCAAAGCUAGGUAUCAAUCCUUUAACGUUGAUGGCCUCAAUAUUGCAUCCAUCCAGCCAUCCUACCUCACCAAGCACUUUGCCAACUUCAUCGGCAAGGACUUCCGUGUAGUCCUACAAGCUGCUCCUUUUGUGCUGUUCAAAUACAUGGACGACAGGGAGAGGGAACUAUGGAUUGCACUGUGUCUCCUGGCCCCAUUGGUUUUCCAGACUCACAUCGAGGAUAUGGCGGCUUUCCAAGAGCGACUGGUCUACCACGUCCGGAAUUUCUUGUACUUGCUUGCAAAGGGUACCGCGCAAUGGGUCAACAAGCCGAAAAUCCACAUGCUCCUACAUUUAAUGGACUCAAUUAUUCGUUUUGGACCGGCCUCAUUGUUUGCCACCGAAAAAUUUGAAGGCUACAACAGUACAUUGCGAAACGCUUCGGUACACUCCAACCGCCAGAGUCCAGGUCAAGAUAUUGCUGUUACCUUUGCAAACUAUCUCGUUCUUCGGCACAUUCUGUCAGGUGGCUUUUUCUUUGACAAGAAAAGUGGGAGGUAUUGCUCUGCUGGAUCGCGUGUGACAGACAUUUUUUUGCAGAACACCACAAUCCAAAAGUCAAUGGGGCUCAAUCAGGCCUUGCUUGAAGACUCAAAUCAACAGUACCCCAAUAUCAGGAAGUGGAAGGUCAAACCGGAGAAUAAGGUUCCGACUCCGCCGGAUCUGCAAGAACAUCUUCAAGAUUACGUGGUGUCACAGAUUCAUGAGGUCAACCUUGAUGCGAAGCAUGUGAUACGGGCGGGAACAUUUGUUUUGUAUGGACGUGGGCGGGAUGUGCUUGCAGGCCCCAAGCAAUUGGGACAGGUGGACCACCUGUGGAAAGCGAGAUCAGGCCGCCGUGUGGCACUAUACUUAUGCCUGACCCCUUUUGACAUGGAGUGUGUGGAUUGUUUUUACGGUAUGAGGCGGGUGAAACGAGCCCAAGGGGGUAUAUUCAUUAGUGUUGGAAAUGUGUGCACGACUUUGAACGUGCAGCAUAAUUGCCACCUGGCAAGCUGUACGAUAGCUCCUACCGUUCUGGAACGAAGGGAGAGACAGGAGACUGGCACUUACAUGGAUGGAAUCAUCCAUACGGACCGAGAUAACUAUGUUGUGAAUCUAGCUUCUUUAUCCUCAACCUUGGCUCACCAAAAUUAUUCCAACAUCCCAUUUGUGGCCAGGCAGAACCAUGACCACUUGGCAGCACUGCAUGAGGGGUUGGCAAAUUGGCAUGCUGCAGGGACCCCAACUGGGCCAGUGGGACCAAUUGAGGCAGUGGACCCAGCAUUGGGGUUGGUUGAGUAG
Puccinia graminis f. sp. tritici CRL 75-36-700-3 is the source of this 3483-nucleotide messenger RNA. RefSeq lists its product as uncharacterized. The record is from RefSeq and is a predicted model, not a curated record. Bases 1 to 3483 code for a protein of 1160 amino acids. NCBI's taxonomy places the organism in Eukaryota, Fungi, Basidiomycota, Pucciniomycetes, Pucciniales, Pucciniaceae. The transcript is spliced from 7 exons.